Molecule: messenger RNA, 943 nt
Organism: Glycine soja
Lineage: Eukaryota; Viridiplantae; Streptophyta; Magnoliopsida; Fabales; Fabaceae
Product: adenylylsulfatase HINT1-like
Exons: 5
Coding region: 74-547 (157 amino acids)
Biological process (GO): sulfur compound metabolic process; purine ribonucleotide metabolic process
Cellular component (GO): cytoplasm
Molecular function (GO): adenylylsulfatase activity
Source: RefSeq, a predicted model, not a curated record
CUUUGUGGUUUGUCUGUUAUAUGUUCUGUUUUCCUCUGUCAUUGUGCAAAAACCCUAAAAAGUUUACUUUUUUAUGUUGUUAGGCUUAGAGGGUAGUAAAAUUUUAUUAGCUUGCUUUCGGCAUAGUGGAAAUGCGAUAUCACAUGGCCACAGAAAUCGGCGAGUUUCUUUGUGGGUAUCAUUUGCUGGUGAUUCUGUGAAGAUAUAUGCCCGAUUUGACAAGAUCAUCAAUAAGGAAAUUCCUUCUACUGUGGUCUAUGAGGAUGAUAAGGUCCUUGCCUUUAGGGACAUAGAUCCACAAGCUCCUACCCAUAUUCUAAUCAUUCCUAAAGUUAGGGAUGGGUUAACUGGUCUGUCCAAGGCUGAGGAGAGGCACUGUGAGAUUCUAGGUCGACUUUUGUGCACUGCUAAGCUGGUUGCAAAGCAAGAAGGUCUUGAUGAUGGCUUCAGGAUUGUAAUUAAUGAUGGACGAGACGGGGGCCAAUCAGUUUACCACAUUCAUGUACACCUCAUUGGGGGACGACAGAUGGGCUGGCCCCCUUUCUAAAAUGUGAAAAGAUUCGUAGUGUCACGGUAUGCCUUUGUGCAGACCUGCAGUUAUACUCUGCUUAUGCAAUCUAUAAAUAAUGGUUUUAAUUUUUAAAUGACUAAGUAGUGUCUUCAUGUUACACCAAGAAACUAUGAUGUUGUGUUAGAUGGUCUAUACUAAUUAUGUUUAAACUAGUGUGUCAAAUUUAUGCUAAAACCAUAUUCCAAAGUCGUUUAUGGAUUAUGGUUGUUGAUGGCGUUUCAGUUUUUCCUAUGCUAUGUUAUAAUUCCUGCACCAACAUUAGCAGAAUCAUGUUUGUGGAUAAUGAGAUACUGCUGGGCACAUUUUUUUGCAUGUGUGGUUUUGUUUUGUUUUUGAAUUGAAUUGAGAGGUGUGGGGGUGAGUUUGAGUUUA